CCUGCGACCGGCAGUGUCCGCAGCCAUGGCGGCUGCCUGGCUCCCCGCGCGGCGGGCCCUGCAGCCUGGAGCCAGGACCCUGCGUGCCUUCGCCACCGCCGUGUCUCCGACCACUGUGGCCCGGAAACCGAGCCCGCGUACAACUGAAAGAACAUCCAGAUCUGAAAGGCCACCAAGAAGAAAGGCACUACCUCCUAGGACUGAGAAAAUGGCUGUUGACCAGGACUGGCCCAGUGUUUACCCAGUUGCAGCACCAUUUAAACCCUCUGCAGUACCUCUUCCUGUUCGAAUGGGUUAUCCAGUAAAAAGGGGGGUGCCCAUGGCGAAAGAGGGAAAUCUAGAACUUUUAAAGAUCCCUAAUUUUCUGCAUUUGACUCCUGUAGCAAUUAAAAAGCAUUGUGAAACUCUUAAAGAUUUCUGCACUGAGUGGCCAGCUGCACUAGACAGUGAUGAAAAAUGUGAGAAGCAUUUUCCAAUUGAAAUCGACACAGCUGAUUAUGUUUCAUCAGGACCAUCUAUUCGAAACCCCAAAGCACGAGUAGUAACUUUAAGGGUUAAACUUUCCAGUUUGAAUUUAGAUGAUCAUGCAAAGAAGAAACUUAUUAAACUUGUAGGAGAGCGAUACUGCAAGGCCACAGAUGUGCUUACCAUCAAAACAGACAGGUGCCCUUUAAAGAGACAGAAUUAUGAUUAUGCAGUGUAUCUGCUAACAGUUUUAUACCAUGAGUCUUGGAAAACGGAGGACUGGGAGGAAAAUAAGACUGAAGCAGACAUGGAAGAGUAUAUAUGGACAAAUAGCUCCUCAGAAAAAAAUAUCCUGGCAACACUUCUCCAGAUUCAAGCUGCAGAGAAAAACCUGGACGUAGAUAAGGAACAGCUCCUUGGCACUAAAGAGGUUGAGGAUUACAAGAAGUCUGUUGUUAGUCUUAAGAAUGAGGGGGACAAUGAAAAUACCCUUUCUCAGUACAAAGAAUCAGUGAAGAGACUAUUAAAUUUAACGUGAAUUAUGUAGGAAAAUGUGCUUGAUUCAUUAAUUUUAUGAUUUACGUGUAAUUGUUAUCUAAUUUGAUAUAAAGUUGAAAAUGUUAAAAA
This is a messenger RNA of Molossus molossus (Pallas's mastiff bat), 1092 nucleotides long. RefSeq names its product mitochondrial ribosomal protein S35 (gene MRPS35). Gene Ontology annotation, molecular function: structural constituent of ribosome. Lineage: Eukaryota; Metazoa; Chordata; Mammalia; Chiroptera; Molossidae. The transcript has 8 exons. The record is from RefSeq and is a predicted model, not a curated record. Gene Ontology annotation, cellular component: mitochondrial small ribosomal subunit. Gene Ontology annotation, biological process: mitochondrial translation. Bases 26 to 1003 code for a protein of 325 amino acids.